Varanus komodoensis (Komodo dragon) is the source of this 2829-nucleotide messenger RNA. RefSeq names its product Kin17 DNA and RNA binding protein (gene KIN). The coding region runs from base 91 to 1278 and encodes 395 amino acids. Gene Ontology annotation, biological process: DNA damage response; DNA replication. The transcript is spliced from 13 exons. Lineage: Eukaryota; Metazoa; Chordata; Lepidosauria; Squamata; Varanidae. Gene Ontology annotation, molecular function: double-stranded DNA binding. The record is from RefSeq and is a predicted model, not a curated record. Gene Ontology annotation, cellular component: nucleus.
CGGUCCCCGUUUUCUGGCCGAGACCCCGGAAGCGAGGGUGUUGCGGCGGCGUUGGCGGCGUUGUUGUGGGCGCUCCUCUCGGUCCUCGUCAUGGGGAAGACGGACUUCCUGAGCCCGAAGGCCAUCGCCAACCGCAUCAAGUCGAAGGGGCUGCAGAAGCUGCGCUGGUAUUGCCAGAUGUGCCAGAAGCAGUGCCGGGACGAGAAUGGCUUCAAAUGCCAUUGCAUGUCAGAAUCUCACCAGCGACAGCUGCUGCUUGCGUCUGAAAAUCCGCAGCAAUUCAUGGAUUACUUCUCAGAGGAAUUCCGGAAUGAUUUCUUAGAACUUCUUAGAAGAAGAUUUGGAACAAAGAGAGUCCACAACAACAUAGUAUAUAAUGAAUACAUUAGUCAUCGGGAACACAUCCAUAUGAAUGCCACCCAGUGGGAAACGCUGACAGAUUUUACGAAGUGGUUAGGGAGAGAAGGUUUCUGUAAAGUGGAUGAAACACCCAAAGGCUGGUACAUCCAGUACAUUGACAGAGACCCUGAGACGAUCCGUAGGCAGCUAGAGCAAGAGAAGAAGAAAAAGCAGGACCUUGAUGAUGAAGAGAAAACAGCCAGAUUCAUCGAAGAGCAAGUCAAGAGAGGCUUGGAGGGGAAAGAACAGGAAGAGCCAGUCUACACAGAACUGACCAGAGAAAAUGAGGAGGAGAAAGUGGUGUUUAACUUGAACAAAGGAGCCAGCACCUCGGGGGCUGCACAUCCGAAAGCCAGUUUGCUUGGAUCCAGCGCCCUGAAGGCUGUGGGAACAGCCUCAACCGCCAAGCGUAAAGAAACGCCACCGAAUUCGGGGCAGUCCAAAGAAAAGAAAAAGAAGAUCUCGGCGCUCGAUGAGAUCAUGCAGUUUGAAGAAGAGAAGAAAAAGUCUGCCCGGGCAGAUUACUGGCUUCAGCCUGAAAUUGUAGUCAAGAUCAUAACAAAGAAACUUGGUGAGAAAUACCAUAAAAAGAAGGCGGUUGUUAAGGAGGUGAUUGACCAGUACACGGCAGUGGUCAAGCUGAUCAAUUCUGGAGAUAAGCUGAAACUUGACCAGACGCACCUGGAGACUGUGAUCCCGGCACCAGGCAAAAAGGUGUUGGUCUUAAACGGAGGCUACAGGGGCAACGAAGCCAUCUUAGAGUCCAUCAACGAGAAAGCCUUUUCGGCAACCAUAGUCAUUGACUCUGGGCCUCUGAAAGGACGUCAGGUUGAGGGCGUCCCGUAUGAAGACAUCUCCAAGUUGGCCAGAGACAACUGAGAACCCUGAUGGAUCGCAGGAGACAUCCCUUCUCUUCAGAAUGCCAGUGCGCCAGACUCCACUGUGUCGGAGUUUCAAUAUUGUAUAUUUUGGAAAGCAAACUGGAUUUUACAAAGCCACCUCGUUGUUAGUCAUGGGCAGAUCUUGUGCUGGAGAGGCUUCUGUAUUUGUAUGCAUUGGCCUCAACUCUCUGGAAGCUUCUGGGUCAUAUGCUGCCAGCCAUAAAUGGCUGGACCCUUGCAGAUGCUCUGUGGAACUCUCAGUAGCUUUUAUUUCAGGCAAUAAGCAAACAGAACUGGUUGUCUGCAAGUAGAACUGCACUUAGGAUCCCCAGAGCAUUGCUGAAGCUCCUUUCGGAUCGGGACUGGUGCCUGUGUGUCUGGGCGGGAACCCCACACUGCUGGAGAGCGCCUGGUUUGAGGAAGGCUUACCUAACCUGGAGCUGCUUCUGACUGCUCAGGUACCCUCAGGAGAGUCCAACCACAGAAUCUGCUCAGGAUCUGGACAGGCAGCACGGGCUCCCCUCUGCGCUGGCCACCUUUUCCUGUCCCACAGCAGCUUUUUGUGACACUCAGGAAGCCAGAUGGAGAUGCUCCUAAGUCCUGGAGCAGCCGUCUCCGAUCUGCUGCAUGCCAGACAUUCUGAACUACAACUCCCAGCUUUCCUGGCCAUUGGCCAUGGUGCCUGGCGAUGAUGGGAGUGGAAGGCUCGUGUACCUAGAGGACGCCAGCUUUGCAAGGCUACCCUGGAGCACCUUAGAAUCUCCUGUAAAUGGUCUGAGAGCCUGCUGCAGGGUUAUCCCUCCCUGUGUGACUGCAGCAGGAGUAUUAGUUUAUGGCUGGAGGGUAGCAACUGCGCCAUUUAAUCUUCCUUUUUUCUGUUUUCCCAUGUCACUGCACUUGCCUGAGCACCGGCAUCAUCCCCAACUUGUAAACAAAAUGUAUAGUUUGUAUAAUUAGUUGUACAGUGAAUUUUUACUGCCAUGUAGAAACGAGCAAAGGAAUCUUUGUGGGUGUGGUGUUUUCUUUGGGCAACACGUCUACCCAGUGAUGAGGCCUCUUCACCUACAGGUCUCUCUUUCAGCGACAGAAAGUGUAAAAUGCAUACCCGUGUGGAUUUCUUUCCAGCAUCCUCAAUACUGUCAGUCCACCAGAAAGUCCAAAUUUAAUUUUGGAAAGGGAUUUAUUUUAUUCCCACUUGGACUCAGAUCUGACAGUAGGAGUGGACCCCCAUGGCUGAGCCUCAAUAACCAUUCCUGAGCUGAAUGAAGAUUGCAGUCUCGCGAGUGAUCUUAAGUCAGUAUUUUCAAGGAUUUAAAGUUUCUGCAUUCCGAUUUUGAAACCUGCACAAUAUUUGGUGGGCAAGAACCACAAAACGUGCAGGUGGAAUACUUUGCCUGAGCACCUGUCUCUGGUGCUGCGAAGCUGGCUCCUACUUUCUCUUUUUUUCACUGUAUGAAAUUUCAACUUUUGAACUUCAGAGCCAAACAUUCUUGUCUGGAACGCUGAUAAAGUUUUGAAUGUGAAAUAUUUAAAUUAUUCAAAUUUUAAA